GCAUUCGAUAAUAUAGUCAUCUUACCUGUGCAAUCGGUAAUAUGUUUAUAUAGGUAUAUUAAUAAACAUGCACUGUUUGUGUUUAUUUAUACCGAUGUAUAAGGACUAACGCCUCCCGUGAAAGAAAGAUGUGAAAUGAAACUGUGUAAAUGAAAGUUGAUGGAUUUAGUUCUAAGAAGGAUGAAAUUGGAUUUCAAUGGCUGAAGGGGAGGCUAAUUUAGCCAGGGGUAAAACUAUGAUUGAGAGAAAGGACGGGCCUCCCCCGGGGAGGGAGAGAGAACCCCCAGCCCACGACAGCAGCAAAGACUUGUUUGGAGUUCAACUUGAGGUAACAUUUCGUCUCUUGGAAGCUGAGAAAAGAAAACUGCAGGUCCUACAGAAAGAGUUGGCCCAGUAUGAUGAAAAAGAACCACAGGGUUUACUGAAAAGACGAGAAGAAAAGCAGCUUGAAAACAACAUAAACCGGAUACAGCAUCAGUACAACCAGUUGGAGCAGGAAUACAGGAUAGCAGCCAUGGGGGUCCUACGACACAAAGGGCACGUCAGAAGGUCGUCCAGAAGUCAGCCAGCCAUAGGCCUGAAGCAAACAGCUAAACCCAGGCCAUCCAUCUUUGGAACAAUUACAAAAGACAAAAACCCCAAGGACAGGCGACUGAGGACUGUGAGCCCCCAGAUGCUCAGCUUCUCUCAGAUGUUUGAUCAUAGUCAGACGGGGAAUAAUAACAACAAUACGUGUAGCCAUUACUCUAAAGACCAGGCCUUGAUAUUCUCUGAUGGUAUACUAAUGGCAGGGACCAUGGAGGCUUUAAUUCAACAUCUUGUCCCCACAGAUGAAUAUAAUCCCGAUAAAACUUAUGUGUUUGCCUUUCUGCUCAGCUCUCGUCUAUUUAUACGACCUCAUGACCUUCUUAACGAAGUCUGCCAGGUGUGCAUCCUGCAGCAGAACCUAUCAGAAGAUGAACAGAGGAAAGAGAAAAUGGGCAAGUUUGGCCCAAAUAUCAUUCAGCUACUGAGUGAGUGGGCAGAUAUGUUCCCGUACGAUUUCCGGGAUGAACGGAUGAUGAAGAAAUUAAAGGAGAUCACGCAACGAAUUCUGGGUAUCUACCCUGAACUCCGACCUGAUGUCACCAAUAUUACACAUUCCUUGGUCAAAAAGCUGGCUGAAUUACAGAGUUACGAAGAUGAUUUAGCCAAAUGGAACAGCGAAGCAACUUCAAAGUCCCAAACUCAGGAAGUUCCAACAACAGAUAUCACUGAAAUUUGCCCAAGUCCUGUCGAGUUGGCUCAACAACUCACUCACAUAGAACUGGAGAGGUUAAGUCACAUAGGACCAGAGGAAUUUGUUCAAGCCUUUUCUAAAGAGUCGAGCACAAAAGAGCCCACCUACAAGGACAUGAAGAAAACUAGUAACCUGGAAGCUUACGUACAGUGGUUCAACAGGCUCAGUUAUUUUGUUACCACAGAAAUUUGCUCACAUUUAAAGAAAAAGAGUCGAGUCCGAAUCAUUGAGUAUUUUGUGGAUGUGGCUAAAGAAUGUAUAAACAUGGGCAACUUCAAUUCUCUCAUGGCCAUUAUAGCUGGGAUGAACAUGACCUGGGUCUCACGAUUAAAGAAAACGUGGUCCCGGGUAAACCGAGCCAAGUUUGAGAUUCUGGAACAUCAGAUGGACCCCACCAGUAACUUUGGGAUUUACAGGUCGUGUCUCAAGGCAGCUAUGUGGAGGUCUGAGAGUGCAGAGGCAGGCAGCAAAGAAGAAAAGAUUAUCAUUCCAUUCUUUAGUUUGUUUGUGAAAGACUUGUAUUUCCUGAAUGAAGCAUGUUCCAACAAACUUCCCAAUGGCGAUAUCAACUUUGAGAAGUUCUGGCAGCUGGCAAAACAGAUCUCGGACUUCAUUACUUGGCAGCAAUCUGAGUGUCCAUUUACAAAGAAUGACAAAGUGAUCAAUUACCUAUUAACUUCACCUGUGUUCUCAGAAUCAACUCUAGCCUUAGCAUCCUUUGAAUGUGAGGCCCCAGAAAAGAGUUUUGAGAAAGAGAAGCACAAACAGUUAAAAGCUAGUGCAGUAGUAUGAUUGGAAUUUCCAUGACACUGAAACAGGGACUUAGUGCUGCAUUCCAGGUCUUACAAGCCAUCCCAUUGGCUGAUCUCGUUCACUUCCUAGUCAUUCUUUGACCAAUCUGCUGUCAGCAUGUUUGGAAAGCCAUUCCAUGUUCAAGUUUAGAGACUUCAGAGCCAGUGACUAUAGAAUCUUACUUGUCAAGGAAAACUGAUUCACUGCCAGAAAAUAAAAUGCAAUAGAGGCAUUGUGGUAGACAUUUGCGUAGAGAACACUCUCUAUCAGUAAAUAGGGCAUAAAGACUUCUGGUCUCAAGGAGGAUUAUGGACUAAAAGUAUUAUUGUGUUCCUGGGUUGUCCAUAUGUUUAUUUAUAGAAAGCUUUAUCUGGUGUACUUAACAUCUUCAAUAUCCCUUUUAAAAUUUAUUGACCAAAGAAGCUUUUUAGGUUAUUUAUUUAUGGCAGAAUUUUUUUCAUUUACAAAACAUAUUUUCUUAAAAAGAACAAGUAGAAUUGAUUUGAAAUACAAUUCUACAUUUACACAUUAUUUUUUCUGAAUUUAUCUCUUUACAUUUAUUAUGAGAUUUUUUUGGAGGAAUCUAAUGAGUGACUUUGGUAUUUAUUCAUUAACUUCUCCCCAGGGACCAUGUUUGUAUUUAUAAAUGUACAGCAUACAUGUAUAUUGUAUAAAAGGUAUGCCAGAUGCAAGUAUUUAUUGCAGGAUUGUAUAGAACUAUUAAUUAAAAAUUAAAGUAAUUUUUUCUAAUAGAAAAUGUAAUUAUCUUUUGGAGAAAAUAGUAAUCUUUUUUUCCAUUCAUAAAUUUUCCUAAAAUUGUACUUUAUAUAUUUUUGCUUUGGAUUUGAGAAUCAUAUGUCUUUGAGAGUGUGUAUGAUUCCAUGUCUCAGUUAUUUAAGUGCUAUAUUUUAAUAUGUGCUGUCUGUAUCACAGUGUAUGUGAUAAUAAACUGUCUGACAAGGCAGAAUUUGAUCUCAGUCACUUCAACACAUUUUCAUUGCCCAUUCUAUCGUAAGAGACCAUAAUAUAACAUUCACAAUUUCACGGGAAAAAUAAAAAUGACCAUAUUCAUUCAUGCUAUUUGGUCCAAAGAAAAAUGUUUAUAUUUUGAAAGGUAUUUAUAUUUUGUAAUUAAAAGUAUUCUACAGUGCAAUGAAUGAGGAUUUGUACUGGAUAUGAUAUUUGCGGUCAGUACGUCUUAGUACAAUUGUAUAUCGAUUAUAAAUUGUUGUUAAACAGGUGGUUUACAGAAAGUUGUAUAAACUUACCUUUUGUUUGUUAUUAUAUAUAUUGUUAUCAAGUAUUGUACAUACCUGAUGUAAAAUGGGAGUUUUUGAUCUACUUGAAUCUCUCAUUGAAUAAAUUAUUGAAAUGAA
This is a messenger RNA of Saccostrea cuccullata (small rock oyster), 3447 nucleotides long. Its product is annotated as ras-GEF domain-containing family member 1B-like. Gene Ontology annotation, biological process: positive regulation of GTPase activity; Ras protein signal transduction. Gene Ontology annotation, cellular component: plasma membrane. The transcript is spliced from 20 exons. Bases 197 to 2071 code for a protein of 624 amino acids. The record is from RefSeq and is a predicted model, not a curated record. Gene Ontology annotation, molecular function: guanyl-nucleotide exchange factor activity. Lineage: Eukaryota; Metazoa; Mollusca; Bivalvia; Ostreida; Ostreidae.